Messenger RNA from Polyodon spathula (Mississippi paddlefish), 4208 nucleotides. Its product is annotated as signal peptide, CUB and EGF-like domain-containing protein 3. Gene Ontology annotation, biological process: signal transduction. NCBI's taxonomy places the organism in Eukaryota, Metazoa, Chordata, Actinopteri, Acipenseriformes, Polyodontidae. The record is from RefSeq and is a predicted model, not a curated record. Gene Ontology annotation, cellular component: cell surface. The transcript has 23 exons. Gene Ontology annotation, molecular function: calcium ion binding. Bases 312 to 3341 code for a protein of 1009 amino acids.
CUCUCUCUCUCUCUCUCUCUCUCUCUCUCUCUCUCUCUCUCUCUCUCUCUCCCCUUCUCUCUUAUAUAUAGAAAUUGUCCGGGAUUUGAACAUGAUAACAGAAUUACUCCUAGUGCGGGUGAGACACACAGCCGAGCACCGCAUAUUGCUGGGUUUUUUACUAUAGCAUAAAAAAACCCAAUAGAGAUAAGGAAGAAAGGAUUAUUUAUAUACAGCUUGUUUUUUCUUUUUUUUUUUUUUUGCUAAAUUAAACAGUCCUCCGAGAUUUAUUUUGCUUACAGAGAAGUAUAUCUAUUUUAUUGUAUGUAUAUAUGAUGUAUUCGCUCAUUAUAAUGGGCCCUAGUGUUGGAUAUUUGGGACUCUGCAUACUCGUUUUCCUUCACCACCCUGAAACCGCUUUAGGGAGCAAAGCCAGUCCAGAUGUUGAUGAGUGCGCGGAAGCUUUGGAUAAUUGUAACAUUGACGCAAUCUGCCAGAACACCCCGAGGUCAUACAAGUGCAUCUGCAAGUCUGGAUACACGGGAGACGGCAAGCACUGCGAAGACAUUGAUGAGUGUGACAACGAGUACAACGGUGGCUGUGUUCACGAGUGCAUCAACAUCCCUGGGAAUUACCGAUGCACGUGUUACGAUGGCUUCAGGCUGGCCCACGACGGGCACAACUGUUUGGAUGUGGACGAGUGUUUGGAGGGGAACGGAGGCUGCCAGCAGAUCUGUCUCAACAUGAUGGGGAGCUACGAAUGUCGCUGCCGGGACGGCUUCUUCCUGAGCGACAACCAGCACACCUGCAUCCAGCGACCCGAAGAAGGAAUGAACUGUAUGAACAAGAACCACGGCUGCACGCACAUCUGCCGCGAGACCCCCCGGGGAGGCAUCGCCUGCGAGUGCAGACCUGGGUUCCACCUCACCAAGAACCAGAGGGACUGCAAGCUGACGUGUAACUAUGGCAACGGGGGCUGCCAGCACACAUGCGACGACACGGAUCAAGGACCCAAGUGUGGCUGCCACAUUAAAUUCGCUCUGCACUCUGACGGCAAGACUUGCAUAGGCGAGAGGAGUGUCCAGCAGCAGGCAUCCCCCCAGCAGUUACCCAAUGAGACCUGCGCUGUGAACAAUGGCGGCUGUGACAGCACGUGUCACGAUGCUGUGACGGGGGUACGGUGCAGCUGUCCCGUGGGAUUCACCCUGCAGCCGGACCGCAAGACAUGCAAAGAUAUUGACGAGUGCCGGCUGAACAACGGUGGCUGUGAUCACGUGUGCCGCAACACAGUGGGGAGCUUCGAGUGCAGCUGCAAGAAGGGCUACAAACUGCUCACCAACGAGAGGACCUGUCAAGAUAUCGACGAGUGCUCCUUCGACAGAGCCUGCGAUCACUCCUGUGUGAAUUCGGCUGGCAGCUUUGAGUGCCUCUGCCACAAGGGCUAUAUGCUGUACGGACUGGCUCACUGCGGAGAUAUCAAUGAGUGCAGCAUUAACAAAGGGGGCUGUAAGUUCAGCUGCCUGAACACUCUGGGGAGCUACGAGUGUACCUGCCCUCCCGGACACAAGCUGCACUGGAACAAGAAGGACUGCAUUGAGCUGGUGAAAUGCCUGCCAAGCUGGGUGUCUCCGCGGGCCACCCUCACCUGCAGCAAAGCGGGCAAGAAGGAGAGCUGCUCCCUGACCUGUGCCUCCAAGGCCCACUACCUGGCAGAAUCUGACAGCAGCUACACAGUGAGCUGCGGCAUCCCCAUCCUGAACAGCAAAGCAUCGCAGAAACAAAACAACACACAGAGCUGUAUAGAGACUCUGGCCCCACCAGUCAAACAGAAAGCCUCGUUCAAGAUCAAAGAUGCAAAGUGUCACCUGCACCACAAACUGAAGGGCAGACAGGAAGACGGGGGCAGGCAACUGGGGGCAGGCGGUGCCCUGCCCUGUAAUGACUGCCACGUGACCUUCGUGAACCUGAAAUGCGACUCGUCUAAAAAGGUAAAGGGCCGGCGCGCCCGCAACCCCCCGAACAAGGAGGUGACCCGCAUCACGCUGGAGCUGGAGGCAGAAGUGAAACCAGAGGAGAUUACAGCGAGCUGUAACCUCAACUGCCUGCGGCAGCGCAUGGAGAAGCAGGUGAAGUCAUCCAUCAAGGCCCUGAAGAAGUCCAUCAACCAGGAGCGCUUCCUGAUCCGCGUGGCGGGGCUGGAGUACGAGGUGGCACAGAAACUGGCACGGGCCCCCGAGAGGCAGGAGAACUGCGGCCCCGGGAAAGAGAGGGACAAUGGCCGCUGUGUUAGAUGCUUGCCAGGAUCUUAUUACCACGGAGAACAGGAAAAGUGCAUCUCCUGCCCGCCUGGCACCUUCCAGGAAAGGGAAGGCCAGCUUGCCUGCGACCUUUGCCCCGGAAGUGAUGGGCACGGCCCUGCUGGCGCCCGUAAUAUCACAUCCUGCACAGGGCAGUGCCCGUCGGGGUACCACUCUCACGAUGGGUUCAAGCCGUGCCAGGCCUGCCCCCGGGGGACUUACCAGCCCGACCCGGGCCGCACCCUCUGCUUUCCCUGCGGAGGGGGGCUGAGCACCAAGAAUGAGGCAGCCAGCUCCUUCCACGACUGCGAGACCAAGGUGCAGUGCUCCCCGGGUCAUUACUACAACACCACGGUCCACCGCUGCAUCCGCUGUCCGCUAAGCACCUACCAGCCCGACUUCCGGCAGAACUACUGCAUCUCCUGCCCGGGCAACACCACCACCGACUUUGACGGGGCCACCACUGUGUCCCAGUGCAAGAACCAGCGGUGUGGGGGGGAGCUGGGGGAGUACACAGGCUACAUCGAGUCGCCCAACUACCCCGGGAACUACCCUGCCAACGUGGAGUGCACCUGGAACAUCAACCCCCCGCCCAAGCGCAAGAUCCUCAUCGUGGUGCCCGAGAUCUUCCUGCCAUCUGAGGAUGAGUGUGGAGAUGUGCUGGUCAUGAGGAAGAACUCGUCUCCAAGCUCCAUCACCACCUAUGAGACCUGCCAGACCUACGAGCGGCCCAUCGCCUUCACCGCCCGCUCCCGCAAGCUCUGGAUCAACUUCAAAUCCAACGAGGCCAACAGCGCCCGCGGCUUCCAGAUCCCAUACGUCACCUACGACGAGGAUUAUGAGCAGCUGGUGGAAGACAUAGUUCGAGACGGCAGGCUCUAUGCCUCUGAAAACCACCAAGAAAUCCUAAAGGAUAAGAAGCUGAUCAAAACCCUGUUCGACGUGCUGGCUCACCCACAGAACUACUUCAAGUACACGACCCGCGAGUCCAACGAGAUGCUGCCGCGUUCCUUCAUCAAGCUGCUGAGCUCCAAAGUGUCCAGCUUUCUGAGGCCAUACAAGUAGCCACAGGGGGCGGAGAGCGAGCCAGCCAGCCACCAACUACAACAACGACAACAAAAACUUUUUUAUGGCUUUUAAAACAUACUUCACUAUGCAGACUUUUUUUGGCUUCUGUUUUUUUCCCUCGCCGUCACAACGGAUUAGUUAGCCGAGACUCCGCUGAAGGCUCCAGGUGAUUGAGGCUCAUUGACUUGUUCCAGCUCCUUCAGCAUUGAUUAUUAUCGUUUCUUCUGUUUGUUUUAUUCCCUGGGACUCCUCGCAUUCUCCCGCUGCUCUGUAGUAUCGGUUCUGUAAAUGUGUUCUAUGCAUGUGAGUUACCCAACCAUGUAGCUGUUUUGUUUUCCAUAAAAUCAGGGCGCAAGCCUCGCCACAGUUGCUUGGGCAGCUGAGCCAUUCCUCCUGUUGCAGGGCUAAUCAAGUCAAAGCACCGCAAGCCAAAAAAAGGUUAUUUUUCAGUUCGAGCAAACAAAAUAAGAGACUGUGUUUGUUUUGCAUGAGAAAACGCAACUAACUCAUUGGGGACUUCCCAAUUCAGACCAUGCAUCGUAUCACUUCUACCAAUUCCCUUACCUUUGGAGUUUUAAAAAACAUGUUUACAGAGUUUUAUAAGCCCCCACCAAAAGAAAAAGAGCAAAACACAUAAGCAAAAUCUGUUUUCGUUUAACAUUUAAAUAUAAAAGCUGGUGCUGUGAGCGUGGGAAGUGAAAGCGUUGCGGAAUGACAAAAAGUAAACACAUUUUUCUAGUGCAAAGCCUCGGAACAGUAAGUGCACCUCCAGCAGCUUCAGUUGUUUCUUCUUGGUUUUUAUGCAGUUUGUUUUCACCUUUGCAUUUGCUUCAUGUCCCUAUAAAAGUAGUGGAAGUCAGCAGC